AUGGUCGAUGUGAACGACAAGUUAGCGUAUUUCCAAGCGAUCACAGGCCUCGAAGACUCCGAUUUGUGCGUGGAGAUCCUCACCGCCCAUGGCUGGGACCUCGAGCUCGCGAUCUCCUCCUUCACCACCACCUCGAACCAUACGCCUUCGCCGGAAGAUCCAUCUGCCGCCGGAACCUCCACAGUCUCCGAUGUCGGCGGUGGGGACGGUCUUCGCUCCAUUCGUCAACCGUCGCACCACUCUGGACAGUCAUCAAACGCCGUCGCGGCACCCGGUUUGGCUUGGAGGAUCAUAACUCUGCCGAUUUCGGUUAUUUCUGGUAGUCUAGGUUUGAUUUCUGGCGCGGUUGGGCUCGGGUUGUGGGCGGCGGGUGGAGUGCUAUCGUACUCGCUCGGAAUGAUUGGGGUCGGGGCUGGUCGGGACGGUGAGGCCUCGGCCCGAUUAGUGUCGGUGUCGGAGGUGGGAAAUGAAGCAGCGCAGUUUGUAGCGAGGUUCGAGCAGGAUUUUGGGACGAGGAGGCCGAAUUUCGUCAGCGAAGGGUUUAUGGACGCCCUGCAGAGGUCGAGGAACUCGUUCAAGCUGUUGUUCGUAUACUUGCACUCGCCGGACCAUCUUGAUACGCCGUCUUUUUGUGAGAGGACUUUGUGCUCCGAGAUGUUGGUGGAUUAUAUCAAUGAGAAUUUCGUGUCGUGGGGAGGGAGCAUUCGGGCUAGUGAAGGCUUCAAGAUGAGUAAUAGUUUGAAGGCCUCGAGAUAUCCCUUCUGUGCCGUCGUUAUGGCUGCUACGAACCAGAGGAUCGUGCUGCUUCAGCAGGUUGAGGGGCCAAAGUCUCCGGAAGAAAUGCUCUCAAUACUAAAUAGAGUGGUCGAAGAAAGUGCUUCUGUUCUUGGUACAGCAAGGCAUGAGGCAGAAGAAAGGAGAAUGAACAUUCGUUUAAGGGAGGAGCAAGAUGCUGCUUAUAGAGCAGCACUCGAAGCUGAUCAGGCGAGGGAAAACCAGAGGAGGGAAGAGCAAGAAUGUCUAGAAAGAGAAGCUGCUGAAGCUGAGCAGAAGCGCCAGGAGGAAGAGGAGGCUCGUGAAAGAGCAGCACAGGAAGCUGCGGAGAAAGAGGCUGCACUAGCUAGGAUGCGGCAGGAAAAAGCCUUGUCACUUGGUGCCGAACCUGAAAAAGGACCUGAUGUUACACAGGUUGUGGUUCGGUUCCCAACUGGACAACGCAAGGAAAGGAGAUUCCACAGCACUGCAUUAAUCCAAAAUCUCUAUGAUUUUGUUGAUUCUUUGGGUUGUCUAGACGCUGAGAACUACAGUUUGGUGUCGAACUUCCCUCGAGUCGUAUACGGACCAGAGAAGUUGUCUUUAUCCUUGAAAGAAGCAGGAUUGCAUCCACAGGCCAGUCUUUUUCUGGAGCUGAAUGCUUAGAGAACUUUAAUGCACGCAUCGUGGUUUGUUAUCAAAAUUCAGUAGAGAUGAUUCCUGCAAACUGCAACUAGGGUUUAAUUUAUUUUUGCACCUCUAUACAUAGCAACUAUGUCGAUUUAUUUAGAACGAUGUGACGAGUUAAAGGUAGAUGACGUUGAUGAUAUGUGGACGUGUAGUUUGUUUUCGUUGCAAAUUCUUUCAAACACGCGGCCCCUAAAAUGGAAGCGGAUUGAAAUAACGAUACUGACUAUAUAGACUUGAAAAUCUAAAUAAGCUCUUCCACUCGUUUC
Messenger RNA from Pyrus x bretschneideri (Chinese white pear), 1709 nucleotides. Its product is annotated as plant UBX domain-containing protein 10. Lineage: Eukaryota; Viridiplantae; Streptophyta; Magnoliopsida; Rosales; Rosaceae. Bases 1 to 1419 code for a protein of 472 amino acids. Gene Ontology annotation, molecular function: ubiquitin binding. Gene Ontology annotation, cellular component: endoplasmic reticulum. The transcript is spliced from 4 exons. The record is from RefSeq and is a predicted model, not a curated record.